AUGGCUAAUUUAUCGCUACGUAUGUUGUCAGUGUUUCUGCUCGCUGCGUUUCUACUGAACAUCUCGAAUUACCUGUUCAUGAGACUUUACAAUCAACCUUAUCAAGCCAGGCUCAACUAUCUUUACCCAAAGACUGCGAGCGGAGUAGAAAUGAGUCGCAUCCCGAUCAAAGACUCAUACUGGUUUGCUGAUACUCAAUACGCGCCCAAAGAAAGGUUUGCCACCAUGAAUCAAAGAACUGUGUUUAACGAAUCGGAGCAGAGUACCUAUUCCGCAUACUAUUUAAUGUUGGGCAAAUAUAAGACGACGAUAAAGGACGAGCUAGAGGACUGUCCUGAACUACCUCCAGGGUUAGGACCAGAAUUAGAAAAUCGAGCCAUGAUUGCAAAGAAUAUAGACAACUUUGAAUCAAAGCUUAACGAUGUUAAGCCAGGAGGCAUAUACAAGCCAACGUCGUGCAAAUCUCGGCAGAGCGUCGCAGUUAUUAUAGCAUAUAGAGGUUUCAAAGGAUAUCUGACAACUUUAAUGAAUAUCCUACAUCCGUUCCUCAUUAAACAACAAUUGGAUUAUCAGAUAUUUGUCAUAGUACAAAGUAACACAAGCCAGCCAUACAACCGGGGAAAACUCUUGAACGUGGGCUUCACGGAGGCGACACGAUACCGCAAGUCUGGCUGGCAGUGCAUCAUAUUGCACGAGCCUCAUAUCGUGCCUAUGGACUCCAGAAACCUGUACAGGUGCAGCUGGUUUCCUAAACAACUGGCAACAAGCGUUGAAAGGCCUGUGAAAGCCUCAUAUGUGCCACUACUUGGAGGUGCAAUAGCUAUGACCUCAGAACAGUUUUUAAAAGUCAACGGAUUCUCCAAUGCGUACUGGGACAACGAUGCUGAUUAUUACGAUUUGUAUCAUAGAAUAAACUUUACAAACUAUUACGUUGAAAACAGUUUCCCACUUGUGGGCAGAUUUAAAACAUUACGGAAAGGUCUAGCUCUAUGGCACAAAUCCGAAUACUUGACGACACCUCCACCACUAUAUUUACUAGAUGGACUAACAUCUUUAUCAUACACAGUCGAUGUCUUUGAACUAAAACGACUCUAUACCUACGUACAAGUUAAUAUUGAUGGCAUAACAGGAAAAGAAUCCAAAAUCAAGUUAUACAAUAAACUAUUGAAUCCUGUUACUACAAACAAAACUGCGGAGCAAUUGAAAUAAAAGCAAUAUAAAACA
Messenger RNA from Trichoplusia ni (cabbage looper), 1224 nucleotides. RefSeq names its product beta-1,4-galactosyltransferase 4-like. Gene Ontology annotation, molecular function: glycosyltransferase activity. The transcript has 8 exons. NCBI's taxonomy places the organism in Eukaryota, Metazoa, Arthropoda, Insecta, Lepidoptera, Noctuidae. Gene Ontology annotation, biological process: carbohydrate metabolic process. The record is from RefSeq and is a predicted model, not a curated record. Bases 1 to 1209 code for a protein of 402 amino acids.